GCCCAGCCCUCUCUUGCGUGCCUUAUGUGACGAAAGCUGCGCGUGAAAACCCCAGACAGUACUGCUGUCAGCAUCAACAGCUUCUUCCACCGGAGCAACUAGGUCGACGAAGAUGGACUAAAAACCACAGGGCGAGGCAACGACUGGAAAUGUUCAGAUUGGGAUGACCAUGGAUACAGAUAUGAUACCAAAAUUCUCCUCCAAAGAUGAGGAGAUCGACUUUUGGAAGUCACACUCCCUCAAGUACAAGAAGAGCUACCAGGAGUCCCAGGAGGAGCUGCUGGAGUUCCAGGAGGGCAGCAGGGAGCUGGAGGCCGAGCUGGAGGCCCAGCUGGGCCAGGCGGAGCAUCGCAUGAGAGACCUGCACUCUGACAACCAGAGGCUCAAGGCUGAUGUGGACUCACUCAAGGAGAAGCUGGAGCAGCAGUAUUCCCAGAGCUAUAAGCAGAUCUCGGUGCUGGAGGACGACCUGGGCCAGACACGCAGCAUCAAGGAGCAGCUCCACAAAUACGUCAGAGAACUGGAGCAGUCCAACGAUGACCUGGAGAGGGCCAAGAGGGCUACCAUUGUGUCUCUGGAGGACUUUGAGCAGCGUUUGAACCAAGCCAUCGAGCGGAACGCCUUCCUGGAGAGUGAGCUGGACGAGAAGGAAUCCCUCCUGGUCUCGGUGCAGAGAUUAAAGGAUGAGGCCAGAGAUUUACGGCAGGAGCUCGCCGUCCGAGAGCGUCAGACAGACAGGAUGUCUGCUCCCAGCUCCCCCACCCAGGACGACAUCAAGAUGGACACUGCUGUGCAGGCUCCUUUGUCUCUGCCGGCCACUCCUCUGGGCCAGAGCCUCGACAACGCCUUCGCCAACCCGACAGCGUUGUCCAAUGGCUAUGGCACCAACUCCCCUCUGACUCCCUCGGCUAGGAUAUCUGCCCUCAACAUUGUUAGCGACUUGCUACGGAAAGUAGGGGCCUUGGAGUCUAAGCUGGCAGCUUGCAGGAACUUUGCCAAGGACCAGAAAGCCAGGAAGUCGUACGUUACCGAGAAUGGGAACGUGAUCAACGGGAACACGGCCAAGUUCUCUCACUCGCUCCACACGUCGUACUUCGACAAAGCGAGAGAGAGGGUCAUAUUCCCUGCGUUAAUUCUGGCAGGGCUUUCUCUAGUCGCUGCCUUCUAUGUGAUCUGUUGAUGUCAUCUAGUUCCAUAAGUGGCUGCACGUGCAUGGUAGGUGGCUACCCAGUGUGUUGGAAGAAUCGUGCGUGUGCGUGUGCGUGUGUGCGUGUGCGUGUGCGUGUGUGUGCGUGCGUGCGUGUGUGUGUGAGAGACAGUGUCAGUUGUCAGGAGCAUAAUGAGGAGAGAGUGAGAAGUGACUUGCUGUGUGACCCGGGUCACUGGUUUGCCCUGUGUUGGCAUCGUCUGUCCACCACAUUGACUGUGGCUUCAAAUACGGCCUUUGUUUGGUUAACAGCUGAGAGAAGCAAGUCAUGGUGGCUAAAAGUGAUAUCCGGUCCAUCAGAUAGGCAUGUAGAUCAUUUCAUACUAUUCAAAUGUCACGUAAUAACAACAUAAUUGUAGCGUUUACCUUAGGCUCUGUCGUAUAGGUUAAUGCACAGCUGACAUAACUUAGCUCUCCAUCAAUGAUAAUGUUUAAAGAAACAACUGUAACCCUAACCCUGAGAUGAUUUGACCCAUGUUGUUUGUUUCUGCAGCAGGCCGGUGAAUGGACUGGACCCUGGCACCCUGACGGCCAUCACAGCUCCCCCUUCUGCCUCUCCCCCUGGCCUUCUGCCUCUAACCGUGUGACGGUGUUGUACCCCAGCAAGCCCCUAAGCCCCUACAACCCCACUCUCUCUCCACUGCCUGUGGACAAAGGAUUGUGUGGACAUCUACAGACUCCGGAGAGCACAGAGAAUGGCUAGCACUAUAAAACACUUUUCACACUGUAAUUCUGGCCCUUUUUGCAGUCACUGCACUGUGUGUUAUGACGAGUCAGUACUUGGUGGGUAUGUCCUGUAUAUGUUUAUCUGAUAUAUAUAUAUAUAUAUAUAUAUAUAUUUUUUUUUUUUUUUUUUUGUCUGUCUCGGGGGGGCUAAAUGCAAACAUCUGAAUUACUGUAAUAUCUUCAUCUAGCAGCUGUGACCCAGACUGUGGUUUGCAGGAAUGGGAUUGCCAGCAUUAAUGGGAUGGCACACACGUGCCCGAUGGGUUAAAUAGCCUGGAAUGAUGUUUUGCCAUGUGGACUGGCUCCUCACAUGUUUGCCAUAAAUAAUUGAGGGGAGUUUAAACCUUCAAUGUCAACCUUUUAAACCAUUUGUCUUUACUCUUACAGCCAUGAGGGUUACAGUGUGUUCUAUUAUUUCUGCAUAAAAUAGUUGUGUCUAUAACUAGUUGUUACAAAGUAUCAGUUGGUGGUGUUAAAAAGGGAAGAGAUGUUACUUAUGUUAUUGAACCAUAUGACAGUGUGCACAAUAUUGGUCAUAUUGAUCGUUAUUUACAGAUGUCCACUGAAGUAGUGCCGACCAUUCAGCCAGUGUUUUACUUUGGAGUUUAAACAGAAACUACCACCAUUUUGAAUCUCUGCUGGCAUUUAAAUGUUUGUAUUUUAUGAUGUUUCUUGAAAAUGUCACAACACCAUUAUAAGCAAGUGUAGCACUUGACCUUGUGCGGAUAUUUACGUUUCAUUCAAGUGCAAUAUUGCCUGUUUGUCCUCUUCAUGUAAAAUGUUUUAAUUUAUUUCAGAUUUCUUUAAUGGCAUGUGUUUAAAUAAAAAGAAUGUAAUCAUACAUUUGUUAAUGUAUUAUAUGAUGAUUUAAAACCUGUUGUCUGUCUUAAAGUGAUAAUAAAAAGACUA
Molecule: messenger RNA, 2842 nt
Organism: Osmerus eperlanus (European smelt)
Lineage: Eukaryota; Metazoa; Chordata; Actinopteri; Osmeriformes; Osmeridae
Gene: ndel1a
Product: nudE neurodevelopment protein 1-like 1a
Exons: 10
Coding region: 164-1180 (338 amino acids)
Biological process (GO): microtubule nucleation; regulation of neuron projection development; establishment of mitotic spindle orientation
Cellular component (GO): kinetochore; centrosome; kinesin complex
Molecular function (GO): microtubule binding
Source: RefSeq, a predicted model, not a curated record